GCUGUAGCCUGGGAGUCAGAGUACCAGGAUGGCAACAGCCCCAGAUCUGCCACUCAGUGUGUGAUCUUUAGCCUCCCAUGUCCCCUCUGAGCCUUGAUUUCCUCAUGCAGAAAGGGGGCAGUGACCUAUAUGGUUUCCCCAGCUGUGCCACUGUGGGCUCUCACUAAACGACUCUCCAGUGAUGCAGGGGUGUCACCCAUGUAUUGCUGACCUUGACCCAUGUCCAAGAGUCUUCCCUGAGCUUCGGAUCCCCAUUGAGAAAUAAGGAAAAUAUACAGGCUCCUGGGGUUGGAGUUGCCCUUCCCCUCACCCACCAUGUCUUUGCCCCACUCUGCCUGUGUCUUUAGGUGUCCAUCAACUCCCUAAUCAGCCCUUCACACACUGGGCUAUGGGGCUGUUCCCUAGGAAACAGAAACCCACCUCAGACACCAAUGUGACUUGUGUCAGGAGCUUGCACAGUGGGUCUCAGUGAUAACUUUCAGCUCUGUCCCCCACUCCCACUCUCAUGAGCUUCUAGCCCAGGAGACCUAGCCAGGCCCAGGCUGGGGGAACUAGACCCCUGGGUCCAGUGACCAGACCUGGGGGCCACUGCCUGAGGACUCCAGCUUCUCUUCCCCAGGUGACCAUCAGAUGGGGAGAUGGCUGAUACCCAGAACAUUUCGCUAGACAGCCCAGGGAGUGUGGGGGCCGUGGCAGUGCCUGUGGUCUUUGCCCUUAUCUUCCUGCUGGGCACAGUGGGCAACGGGCUGGUGCUGGCGGUGCUGCUGCAGCCCGGCCUGGGUGCCUGGCAGGAGCCAGGCAGCACUACGGAUCUGUUCAUCCUCAACCUGGCAGUGGCGGACCUCUGCUUCAUCCUGUGUUGCGUGCCUUUCCAGGCCGCCAUCUACACACUGGACGCCUGGCUCUUUGGGGCCCUUGUCUGUAAGGCUGUGCACCUGCUCAUCUACCUCACCAUGUAUGCCAGCAGCUUCACGCUGGCUGCCGUCUCAGUGGACAGGUACCUGGCCGUGCGGCACCCGCUGCGCUCGCGGGCCCUGCGCACUCCCCGCAACGCCCGCGCCGCCGUGGGCCUGGUCUGGCUGCUGGCGGCGCUCUUCUCAGCGCCCUACCUCAGCUACUACGACACGGUGCGCUACGGCGCGCUCGAGCUCUGCGUGCCCGCUUGGGAGGACGCGAACCGGCGCGCCCUCGAUGUGGCCACCUUCGCCGCCGGCUACCUGCUGCCCGUGGCUGUGGUGAGCCUGGCCUACGCGCGCACGCUGCGCUUCCUAUGGGCGGCCGUGGGCCCCGCGGGCGCGGCAGCGGCAGCGGCCCGGCGCAGGGCCACGGGCCGCGCGGGGCGCGCCAUGUUGGCGGUGGCAGCGGUCUACGCGCUCUGCUGGGGCCCGCACCAUGCGGUCAUCCUCUGCUUCUGGUACGGCCGCUUCGCGUUCAGCCCGGCCACCUACGCCUGCCGCCUGGCCUCGCACUGCCUGGCCUACGCCAACUCCUGCCUCAACCCGCUGGUCUACGCGCUCGCCUCGCGCCACUUCCGCGCGCGCCUCCGCCGCCUGUGGCCCUGCGGCCGCCGCCGCCGCCGCCACCGCGCCUGCUGCCCCCCGGGAGCCCGCCGCGCCCUGCGUCGCAUCCACCCGGCGUCCUCGAACCCUGCGGGCUGCCCCGGGGACGCACGGCCUCGCGGGAGGCUGCCGGCCGGGGGCGACGGCGGCGGCUGGGGCAGGGAGCCCGGGGAGGAGCCUGCCCACGCCGGGAAGGCUGGACCAGCCCUGUCUGCCCGAGGACCGGAAUAAACCUUGUCCGCCUCCACUC
Messenger RNA from Hipposideros armiger (great roundleaf bat), 1809 nucleotides. RefSeq names its product galanin receptor 3 (gene GALR3). The transcript is spliced from 2 exons. Bases 639 to 1790 code for a protein of 383 amino acids. Gene Ontology annotation, molecular function: galanin receptor activity. Gene Ontology annotation, biological process: G protein-coupled receptor signaling pathway; negative regulation of adenylate cyclase activity. The record is from RefSeq and is a predicted model, not a curated record. NCBI's taxonomy places the organism in Eukaryota, Metazoa, Chordata, Mammalia, Chiroptera, Hipposideridae. Gene Ontology annotation, cellular component: plasma membrane.